Paramecium tetraurelia is the source of this 978-nucleotide messenger RNA. RefSeq lists its product as uncharacterized. The transcript has 4 exons. NCBI's taxonomy places the organism in Eukaryota, Ciliophora, Oligohymenophorea, Peniculida, Parameciidae. Gene Ontology annotation, molecular function: ATP binding; protein serine/threonine kinase activity. Gene Ontology annotation, biological process: protein phosphorylation. The record is from RefSeq and is a predicted model, not a curated record.
AUGAUGCAAGCGGAUAUAGAUUAAUUCUUUUUGUUUCGAUUAAUUAGCAAAGGAACCUAUGCAAAAGUCUAUUUGGCUAAAAAGAAGGAUACUAACAAAUUUUAUGCUAUAAAAAAGUUAAAGAAAAAAUAAAUUGAUUAAAAGAAAUAAGCCUAAUAUGUUAUGAUGGAAAAAACUAUUCUUAAUUAAGAAAAGCAUCAGUUUAUCGUUUACCCCUAAUAUUAAUUUGAAUAGGUAAAUCAUUUUUACUUUGUGUCAGAAUACUGUGUAGGAGGGGAUUUAUUUAGUUUAUUUAAAGCAAAGGGGAAGUUCAAAGAAAAACACAUAUAAUUUUAUGCAAUCCUAAUAAUUCAUGCAUUAUAAUUUCUACAUACUUAAAAAAUAAUUUAUAGGGAUCUAAAACCUAAAAAUAUACUCAUCGAUGAAAAAGGUUAUAUAAAAUUAACAGAUUUUGGUCUUUCCAAAAUAUUGCAAUAAGAAAUGACUGAAUAAGUAUAAGGAACACUUGAAUAUCUGGCUCCUGAGAUUCUUAAUCAAAUUGGAGAUGGCUAUGAUUAUAAAGUAGAUUGUUGGUCCUUGGGAUGUUUAUUAUAUGAAUUAAUUGCCGAGUGUCCACCUUUCAUGUCAGAAUAGAGAGAUAAAUUGAUUAGUUUAAUUAAGACAACACAACCUAAGUUCAACUUUCCAAUAUCUGAUGAACUUAAGGAUUUGAUUAUAAGGUUAUUGCAAAAGGAUCCAAAUUAAAGACCCUCUUUAGUGGAAAUCAAAGAAUUUCCAUUCUUUUAAAAUGUUAAAGAUUGGGAAUCGUAUUUAUCUUACAAGGUUGCUUCUCCCUUUUUACCAAUAAUUCAAUAUGAAGAUAUCUGGCGUUUCGAUCCUGGGUUUACCUAAUCAGAACAAUCUGGAGAUGCAAUUGAUGGAUCAGAUAAGGAUAAUAAGAUUCCAGGCUUUUUUGGUAACAAUUCUUAAUAAUAAUGA